UUUAUUCAAUCGUUCACUUGGUCAAUGGAAUAAUAUAUCCAUCUAAAUAUAUUUUGACAGAAGAAGAGUGUUGUAAUAAUUUAACUUAAUCGUUGAAAUAAAAUUUAGUAAUUGGUUAAAUAAUAAAUUAAAAAUUGUUACCGGUGUGCGUGUAGUGUAAGACACACAGAGGUUGUUUUGUAAUAUUACACUUGGAGGAACUUCAGAGUAUCCAAAAGAUCUGCCGGUAGAUGGAGUCUACCAUCGACAAGGAUGGCUGUCGGAAAACGCCUGCAGCAGAUGAACUGAAAGAAGUCACAGACAAAAGGAAGGGUCGUGGAGCAGUAGAAAGUGGCCUAACCCACGAAUGUGGCGUUUUUGGAGCAAUAGCAUGUGGCGAUUGGCCUACGCAGGUUGAUGUUGCCCAAGUGAUAGUACUAGGCCUGGUCGCCCUGCAGCACAGAGGCCAAGAAUCGGCAGGAAUCGUCACGAGCGAAGGAACUUGUGCCAAAAGUUUUAACAUUCACAAAGGAAUGGGUAUGAUUAGCAAUAUCUUUACAGAUGAAACUAUGAAAAAGUUGAAAGGCAAUCUGGGAAUCGGACACACGAGAUAUUCGACAUCAGCAGCUAGUGAAGAAGUAAACUGCCAACCCUUUGUAGUACACACGAAUCACGGAAUCAUGGCCGUUGCCCACAAUGGAGAACUUGUCAAUUGUGAAAGCCUGAGACGAAUGGUUUUGGCUCGGGGUGUAGGUCUAUCAACCCAUUCCGAUUCCGAACUGAUAACCCAGGCGUUGUGUCUUUCGCCUCCUGAUGGUGCAGAAGCCGAAGGAUCAGGGCCUGAUUGGCCAGCAAGAAUUAGGCAAUUGAUGCGAUUAGCACCCUUAUCCUAUUCCUUGGUGAUUGCAUUCAGGGAUAGAAUAUAUGGAGUCAGAGACCCUUAUGGUAACCGACCCUUGUGCUUGGGGAAGAUUGUACCUAUAGGAGCUACAGGUGAUGUUAAUGAUAUUCCUGCUGAUGGAUGGGUUAUAUCAAGCGAGAGCUGCGGAUUUUUGUCUAUAGGUGCACGUUAUGUCAGAGAGGUGAGACCUGGUGAAAUAGUAGAAAUAACACGAGAACGAGGUCCAGUAACCUGCGGAACACCUGAACCUCGUCCUCCAGGACGAGGUUUGACACCAGUGCCUCCAGCCUUUUGUAUUUUUGAAUACGUCUAUUUUGCAAGAUCCGACAGUCUUUUGGAAGGCAGAAUGGUUUAUUCUGUUCGUAUGCAAUGUGGUGCCCAAUUGGCAAGAGAGGCACCUUGUAAGGGGGCUGAUAUUGUUAGUAGUGUACCUGAAAGCGGGACUGCCGCCGCCCAUGGAUACGCACUCGAGUCCGGAGUGCCUUUUGCAGAAGUCUUGUGCAAAAAUCGUUACGUGGGCAGAACAUUCAUCCAACCAUCGACCCGAUUGAGGCAACUCGGGGUUGCCAAAAAAUUUGGAGCACUUUCAGAAAACGUUCGAGGAAAAAGAUUAAUACUAAUCGAUGAUAGUAUAGUUAGAGGAAACACCAUUGGUCCAAUUAUCAAGCUCUUACGAGAUGCUGGUGCCCGUGAAGUACAUAUAAGAAUUGCCAGUCCGCCCCUGCUCUACCCGUGCUAUAUGGGUAUAAAUAUUCCUACACGAGAAGAACUCAUUGCGAAUAGACUGGGACCUGAUGAAUUAGCCAAACACGUAGGGGCUGACAGUCUGGCCUACUUAAGUGUAGAAGGUCUAAAGAAAGCUGUUCGAAUCAACAUAAAAAAUGAAAUAAAUGAACCAGUCGGUCACUGUACAGCCUGUCUGUCCGGAGAAUACCCCGGAGGAGUCCCGGAAGAACUAACUUGGUAAAUUUUGAGAUUACUCGAAUCCAGAUAUUAUUUAUAAGACCAAAUGGUUUGUAGUUUGUAUGAAUUUAGGACUUUGUAAGUUGACAAAAUCAUUCCCCACAAUCGGAAUAAAUGUAUAAAUUUAUUGUAACCCUAAAAAAUUUCUUGUUAGGACAAGUU
Ctenocephalides felis (cat flea) is the source of this 2005-nucleotide messenger RNA. Its product is annotated as amidophosphoribosyltransferase-like. Lineage: Eukaryota; Metazoa; Arthropoda; Insecta; Siphonaptera; Pulicidae. Gene Ontology annotation, biological process: purine nucleobase biosynthetic process; purine nucleotide biosynthetic process. Gene Ontology annotation, molecular function: amidophosphoribosyltransferase activity. Bases 231 to 1847 code for a protein of 538 amino acids. The record is from RefSeq and is a predicted model, not a curated record. The transcript has 11 exons.